AUGGCGUGUUCAAAGUCCAUUACAAGAGGGUUUCAUACUAGAAUACCGCCAUGCUCACAAUUUCAGGUAUUUGAUAGAUCUAUCAAAUUGAAGCAACGUGCUAGGGCAGCUAGUGAUCCAGAGAGCUCUAAGGUGGAGUACCUCAGAGAUGAGAUAGCAAGGAGAUCCAUAGAAAGACUCAGCUUCAUCGAUAAAAAAUUUGUGAACUUCAUGGACUUCGGUUCGAACUCUGGUAAUUUCGUGAAGACUUUGUGCCAUGAUGAUGUCAGGGAUAGUGAGCAAUUGAAGGAUGACAAACGAGUGGUUAAAGAGAGACUGCAGUCAUUGUUGAUGGUUGACAGUUGCAAGGAGAUGCUCUUCAGAUAUUCAGAUGAGGAGUUACUACAAGGUUCAAAGGAUUUCGCGCUUUCGAGGAAGGUUGUGGAUGAGGAAUUAUUCAACGAUCCUGCGAUUGCCGAGGAAAACAAGUUUGAAGGCAUCAUCUCCAAUCUCAGUCUUCACUGGAUCAACGAUCUGCCCAGAAUCCUGCAAUCGAUACACAAAUCGCUGAAACCAGAUGGGAUGUUCAUGGGAACUAUGUUCGGAGGAGAUACGCUGUUUGAGCUCCGUACUGCGCUGCAAUUGGCUGAGCUCGAGCGCAAAGGUGGUAUUUCUCCGAGGGUUUCUCCAUUUGUCGGUUCAUCUGAUGUUGGAAAUCUGAUGCAACGUGCAAAAUUCAACCUGCUCACCGUCGAUGUCGAGGAAAUAGUUGUAGCAUAUCCAGAUAUGUGGUCUAUGAUGAGGGAUUUACAACUUAUGGGAGAAUCUAACUCGAUUUUGCAAAUGCCAACCAUGCUGGAUAGAGAUAUGUUACUUGCUGCCGAGCCCAUCUACCGUGCUAUGCAUGGUGACGAAAAGGAUGGCUCGCUUCCUGCUACUUUUAGGCUGGUGUUCAUGAUUGGUUGGAAGCCAAGUCCUAAUCAACCAAAGCCUUUGAAGAGAGGAACCCAGGACUUUUCUUUGAAGGACGCGUGGGGUGACGGGGUACUUGGAACCAGCAAGCUGAUUGAAGAUAAAUAG
Molecule: messenger RNA, 1059 nt
Organism: Kuraishia capsulata CBS 1993
Lineage: Eukaryota; Fungi; Ascomycota; Pichiomycetes; Pichiales; Pichiaceae
Exons: 1
Coding region: 1-1059 (352 amino acids)
Biological process (GO): mitochondrial respiratory chain complex I assembly
Cellular component (GO): mitochondrion
Source: RefSeq, a predicted model, not a curated record